Naegleria gruberi is the source of this 1476-nucleotide messenger RNA. RefSeq lists its product as uncharacterized. The transcript has a single exon. The record is from RefSeq and is a predicted model, not a curated record. Gene Ontology annotation, cellular component: membrane. The coding region runs from base 1 to 1476 and encodes 491 amino acids. NCBI's taxonomy places the organism in Eukaryota, Heterolobosea, Eutetramitea, Acrasida, Naegleriidae. Gene Ontology annotation, molecular function: alpha-(1->3)-fucosyltransferase activity.
AUGUCUCCUAAAAGAGACACCCAAAGAAACUUCUUGAUGAUUGCCAAUUUGCUUACAAAUCCCGAUCAAAGAAGCGAAGGAAGCUAUGGAUGGUAUCAGGAACAAUUAGAGCUUAAUAACAAUUUGGGAAAGGUUAAAUUUAGUGAUAAGGUGAUGGUUAGAUUUGGAUUUCAAGAAACCUCUGUAACAGGUAAAGAUAUGUUCCACUAUUUCAGAACAUUUAAUACUAAAGAGAAAUGCCCAAGACAACAUUCUUGUGAAGUAUUUGUUGAUACAGUAGCAGGUGAAAUUAUCAAUAAUAAGGGAAUUAACUUGGAUGCUGUUUUAGUGCACUACAACUACAAGCCACCAUUUUUCCUGUCUUCACUCAAGGAGCAAACAAGAAACAUUGACAUGCUUCAUACAAUUAUUAAUGGGCCUAGACAUGAACUAAACGAGAAAACAAUUAUUGAGCAUUCUAAUGCUGUAGAUAAUAUUUAUGGAGAAUCAAUGUGGAGAGGAAUGAGGAGAUUAUCAUUAUUUAUGUGUAGUGAAGCUGUAAUGGCAAGAAAUAUUCAACCACUUAUCCAAAAGAAGGGCGAAAAACAAUCAAUGCAAAAUUUUUCAGAAUCUCCAGCUGAUAUUAGUAUAUGUUUCCUUAAAACAUGCACUGUUUGGGUUAACUGUUUAUAUUACCCAAUUGAAAUUAUCAAGACAGGGCUUUUUGGAAAAAAACCACUUGCCAAAAAUAAGGGAGUUUGUGCGUUUAUUUCUAAUUGUCACAAUGGAGAUUUAGCCAAAUCUAGAUAUCAAUUAUUAACCAAGCUCUCCGAAUAUGUACCAAUUCAUCAAUAUGGAGCUUGUGGAAAGAACAUACAGGAAGGCCACGGAGGGAAGCAAUUUGAAUUGGAUAAUAAUUGUAGAUUCUAUUUUGCUGUUGAAAAUUCUAUGGUAACAGAUUACGUGAGUGAGAAGUUCUUUGAAGGAUUGAAAGCUUUACAAAACGGAGCCAAGCUUAUGAUGAUUUAUAAGGGGGCUCCUAACUUCAAAGAAUGGAAUUUCCCUCCAAAUUCUUUUAUUAAUAUUGAUGAUUUUGAAUCUCCAGAAAAAUUAGGUGAAUAUUUGAAAUCUAUCAAUGAUGAUGAGGCAUUUGAAAAAAGAUUCAAUCAAAUUACAUUGUCAGAUCAAAAACACAUCGAUAAAGCAGUGAGGGAUCUUGAUUAUAGACUGGGUCAAAAUAUCCCUUGUAGAAUUUGCAAGUCAAUUGGUGAAAUGAAGUUGGCAAGAUAUUUACUCUUCAAAAUUGGCUUAAAACCUGAAAAUAAUAAGGUAAAUUAUGAUGAAUGGAGUGAUUUUAGAAGAAACUUUGAGUCUCUUGGUAAGGAAAGAUUGAAGAUUUUGGAUAGAAUGUACUAUAUGGCCUAUAGUAUCUUCCAAGAAAAGGAAAACUAUAAAAACAUAUUUAAUCUUGGGUGGGAGUUUAAUAAAAAGGGAUAA